Messenger RNA from Lachancea dasiensis, 588 nucleotides. Lineage: Eukaryota; Fungi; Ascomycota; Saccharomycetes; Saccharomycetales; Saccharomycetaceae. The record is from the annotation of a GenBank genome assembly.
AUGGAUAUCACUCUCGGUAUAAGGCUCAAGGACUCUGUCAUCCUGGCAACAUCCAAAGCUGUCACUCGAGGUAUUUCAAUACUAAAAGCCGACGACGACAAAACUAGACAACUUUCAGAACACAGCUUGAUGGCUUUUAGUGGGGAAGCAGGAGAUACCGUUCAAUUCGCGGAAUACAUUCAAGCCAACAUACAGUUGUAUGCGAUUCGGGAAAACUAUGAGCUGUCACCACAGGCAGUGUCCAGCUUUGUCAGACAGGAGCUUGCGAAGUCCAUUCGUUCCAGAAAACCUUUCCAGGUGAAUGUUUUACUGGCAGGUUACGACACCCAUAAUAACAAAACGGAACUUCACCAGAUCGACUAUCUGGGCACUAAAGUUGAGCUGCCAUAUGCUGCGCAUGGAUACUCAGGGUUCUAUACGUUCUCGCUACUCGACCGCCAUUAUAGACCCGAAAUGACCCUUCAGGAGGGUCUCGAACUUUUAAAAUUGUGCGUAGAAGAGCUGGAUCGCAGAAUGCCCGUCGAUUUCAAGGGCGUACUAGUAAAGGUGGUUGAUAAGGAUGGCUGUCGUGAUCUUGAAGAAUGGUAG